Coffea eugenioides is the source of this 1679-nucleotide messenger RNA. RefSeq names its product anthocyanidin 3-O-glucosyltransferase 2-like. The record is from RefSeq and is a predicted model, not a curated record. Gene Ontology annotation, molecular function: UDP-glycosyltransferase activity. Lineage: Eukaryota; Viridiplantae; Streptophyta; Magnoliopsida; Gentianales; Rubiaceae. Bases 28 to 1464 code for a protein of 478 amino acids. The transcript has a single exon.
UUUUCGUUAGCAGAGAAAACGAAAGAAAUGAAUAAAGCAGAGCUGGUUUUCGUUACUGUACCAGGGAUUGGCCACUUAGUAUCAUGUGUUGAACUAGCAAAGCUUCUCGUUGAAUGUGAUGAACGAUUAUCGAUCACCGUCCUGAUUAUGAAGCAGCCCUUUGAUCCAAAUGUCAGUAGCUACACAAAUUCGUUGGUAGAAACUCCGAAUUUGCACAUAAGGUACCUUGAGCUCAUGAAAGAAGAGCCUUCUUCUCAAUUGUCAUCUUUUCUUUCGAUUUUCUUUCGAUUUAUCGACAACCAUAAAAGUUGUGUGAGGGAGGUUCUUGCCGAAAUAUCCAAUUCUGUUUCGUCGCAUCUUGGUGGGAUCGUCAUAGACAUGUUUUGCACCUCUUUGAUUGAUGUAGCCAAUGAAUUUGGGGUUCCUUCCUAUAUAUUUUACCCAGGCGGUGCUGCAACGCUUGGCGUUUUAUUCCAGUUGCAAAGUCUGAGAGAUGAUCUCAAUGAAGAUGUGAGCCAUUACGAGAAUUCAGACGUUGAAUUAGCUUUGCCUACUUACAUCAAUCCUGUUCCAGCUAAACUUUUGUCAUCUGCAUUGUUUGAGAAGGAUGGAGGUGUCGACAUGUUCCUCGAUCAGGCACAAAGAUACAGGAAGACCAAGGGAAUCAUAAUUAACACUUUCCUUGAGUUAGAAUCCCAUGCGAUUCACGCCUUGAGCAAUGAUAAAACCAUCCCACCAGUAUAUGCAGUAGGGCCUGUAUUGAAUCUGAAGGGAAGCAAUAGUCAAAAUCAAGAAACUGAGAUGAUUAUGAAAUGGCUAGAUCUUCAGCCAGAAUGUUCUGUUGUGUUCCUUUGCUUUGGUAGUGCAGGUAGUUUUGAUGGUGACCAAGUGAAGGAAAUUGCCUAUGCACUCGAGCGCAGUGGAUAUCGAUUCCUCUGGUCAUUGAGAAGGCCUUCACCCAAAGAAAAUUUUGAGUUUCCAAGUGAGUAUGAGAACCUGGAUGAAGUCAUGCCAGAAGGGUUCUUGCAGCGAACUGCAGCUGUUGGAAAAGUUAUUGGAUGGGCACCACAGGCGGCAGUUCUAUCCCAUCCUGCUGUGGGGGGCUUUGUUUCUCACUGUGGUUGGAACUCAAUAUUGGAAAGCGUUUGGUGCGGUGUGCCAGUGGCAACUUGGCCGCUUUAUGCAGAGCAGCAGCAGAAUGCAUUCCUAAUGGUGAAAGACUUGGCAAUGGCAGUGGAGAUCAAAAUAGAUUUCAAAAGGGAUUUCGUACUGGGUGUGAGCAGUGAGAUUUUGAGUGCAGAUGUGAUUGAAAGAGGGAUUAAACAUCUGAUGGAUCCUGAGAAUGAAAUCAGAGAGAAGGUGAAGGAAAUGAAAGAGAAGAGCAGGUUGGCUCCUAAUGAAGGAGGAUCAUCCUUUUCUUCCUUGAGGCGUUUUCUUGAAGAUGUGUUAGAUAACAUUCCAUGAUUGAAUAGUAUGUCAGAAUUGAAUAGUGAUAAUGAAUUACAUGAUCCCUUGUUUUUCAUAAAUUCAAUAGCUGGAUAUCAACUACUACUACAAUCAUGAAAUCUGCUAUUAUCAAUUCUGUUUUGAGAGUCAGUGAGAAUUAAUCAAUUAAUGGAGUCUCGUUCCUUUAUCCAUCUGUUUUUCCUUUUGUACUUGCUUUUUGGCUAUUCUGAUCA